AGUUAUCAUUAAAAAUGUGCACAAUGCAGCCGAUUCUGAAUAGUCAUUUGAAUGAACUAGAUGAAGAUAUCUUCCAUCAUUUCGGAUUCACAACAAAGUCAUUUGAUUUCAAACAAAAGUUUGGUGAUGUCAAGUUCGUCUGUGUAUGUGGUAGCAGUAAUAGAAUUCAUAAUUUUGCAAUAUCAAUGGCUAAAUUAUCUGGUAUACAGUUACCUGUAGAAAAUAUUGCCGGUUCUCAUGCUAGAUUUGUACUUUACAAAGUAGAUCAUAUAUUAUUUGCAGAUCAUGGAAUUGGUAUACCAUCAACAUUAAUUCUAAUGCAUGAAAUGACAAAAUUAUUACAUUAUGCUGGUUGUAAAGAUGUAUUGUUUAUACGUCUAGGAACAUGUGGUGGUUUAGGAGUGAAGCCCGGUACACUUGUGAUGUCCGAUCGUUGCGUAAAUACCAAAUUAGAGCCAUAUAACGAAUUGUGUAUUCUUGGUAAACCUGUCCGUCGACAAACUAAAGUGGACUUAAACGCUGUAAAUGAAUUAAAAAAGCUUUCUGAGAAUCUUUCAUUACAAUGUUCAGUUGUUGUUGGGGGUACAAUCACUGCAAAUGACUUUUAUGAAGAGCAAGGAAGAUUGGAUGGAGCGAUUUGUUCGUUUAGUCAAGAAGAGAAAUUGGCUUAUCUUAAGUCGGCUUAUGAUCAUGGCAUAAGAAAUUUGGAAAUGGAGGGUACUGCAAUUACAUCUCAUUGCAAUUCAACUGGUCAUCGAGCUAUUCUAGUUUGUGUAGCAGUUGUAAAUCGUCUUGAAAAUGAUCAAGUUACAAUAUCUGCGGAUGAUUUUAAAUUAUUUGAACAGUUACCUGGUAAAUUAGUUGGAGAAUAUUUGAAAAGAAACAGUGGGCUAAUUGCUCGUUAAUGCAUGAAACAUAAUUGUUAAAUAAUGUGAUCAAUUUUGAUAACUAUGAAUGAACAACUGAACGACUUUUAAUUGAGGAUUUUUAUGUAAACUUUACUAUUUGAUUAGCUUACUACAUUGUAAUUGGCUUUUUAAUUGUUGUAGUGGUUAUCUUUGACAUUUUGAAAUAUUCUAGGUAAUUUUAGCUACUUGAUUUCUUUUGUUGUUAAAACUACUUUAGAUUGUCUUUUUAUUGUUAAACUAAGAAAUGUAAAUGUAUUAAUCUUCAUGAAUUCUAAGGCUUUAUUUAUGUUCUAAAGACGGUGUUAUGUUAUUGGAUCACCAGACCAAAACAUGGUACAAGUCUAUGAAGUCACUGACAAGUGGACUGAGUCAUGUUGGUAGGUGCACGCUACCUGGUUGGGGACCGCGAGAUGAUAGCAACCGAUGGUUAGAGACCCUGAGUGACAUGGCUAAAAAUCAUUUGCAGUGGCGCAGGUGCAUCUAAUCUUUGUGUUCUCCCAAAUUCUAACCUCCUGAAUCCUCCUUGUCUCUUUUUUCUCUUUCCAAACUUAUUUCACUGAAUUAUACUCUUUAAAUAACAUCUACAAACCCCAAUGUUUCCAACUACUGCUUAUAUUCUUACCGCCUCUACCACUACGGG
Schistosoma haematobium is the source of this 1548-nucleotide messenger RNA. It is a transcript of the gene UPP1, whose product is annotated as Uridine phosphorylase 1. The transcript is spliced from 7 exons. Bases 24 to 905 code for a protein of 293 amino acids. Gene Ontology annotation, molecular function: uridine phosphorylase activity. Lineage: Eukaryota; Metazoa; Platyhelminthes; Trematoda; Strigeidida; Schistosomatidae. Gene Ontology annotation, biological process: uridine catabolic process; nucleotide catabolic process. Gene Ontology annotation, cellular component: cytosol; cytoplasm. The record is from RefSeq and is a predicted model, not a curated record.